Messenger RNA from Dunckerocampus dactyliophorus (ringed pipefish), 4274 nucleotides. It is a transcript of the gene trmt44, whose product is annotated as tRNA methyltransferase 44 homolog. The record is from RefSeq and is a predicted model, not a curated record. The transcript is spliced from 11 exons. Lineage: Eukaryota; Metazoa; Chordata; Actinopteri; Syngnathiformes; Syngnathidae. Gene Ontology annotation, molecular function: tRNA (uridine) methyltransferase activity; metal ion binding. Gene Ontology annotation, biological process: tRNA methylation. Bases 1066 to 2907 code for a protein of 613 amino acids.
GCAGUGUGGGAAUUUUUUGGGUGAAGAUGCUAGCGGGGGUUUCAGUUUUUUUGCACACUGAGAAAUAUGAUAGUCUUUAGGCUAUAUAUUUCCGACAUGAUACUAGUGCCACAGGACUAGGUGGGUUCACUUUGUGGGUGUAAAUAUGUAAUGUGAGCAUUGUUUUAAGGUUAAACUUGCACAAUAUUAGCAUUUUGUCAUUGUUAAUUCUGUAUCCGGUGUCCAAAUCGGUGCUUUAUAGUCGUUAAAUUACUAUACGAAACUUUAAUACAACUAGUCCUUUUGAUCGAAGUAGUUGUCGCAUCAUGAUACGUCAUCAGCCGCGACAUUAUUAUGCUACUAUUCUAUGCUCGUUUUGGAACUUCUAAGGCAAACUGGCUACUUUAACACGGUUUAAAUCCGAAUGUAUUAACACUUAUGCACCAGCUAAUAAUUGAAUUUAACAGACUGAAGUUAAUCAAUACGAAGUACGUAACCGGAAGUUGUCGUUUGCUAACGUCCGAAGCAUCACUGUAGCGCGUACAGAGCAUUAUUGAGAAGAAAAAAUUGUAAUUUUUAUAGCUCAUUGGAGCACACUUUACUGUGCCAGUUGUGUAUUUAACACCUAAAUAUGUGAUUUUAUCUAAAAAAAAACACUUCUAAGAUUGAUAAGUGAACAGUGCGCGCUCGUCGUUGACGUCAUCACCCAGCGACAAUGUUAUAAUACGACUGUUCGCUCGUAUUCGAGUCUAACGCACAAACUAGGGAAUUUAAAUAAAUUGCAUAUUGUCAUGUGGUACUUACGUUGAAAAUAUAACAAAUCUGGUAUGAGCAGUGCAUUAUUUUAACAGGUACUAUGUAUGUAGUUGCCGGUGAAACGUCAUCAUCCAGCGACAAUAUUUUUGUCUCGUUUUCGUGCUCCGCACCAAAUUCUGGAUUUUACGAUUACUUUUACUACCGGAUUAAGGUUGGGUAAACAAAUGAUUCCACUUUUAUACAAAAAUAGGACACACCGGAAAGUUAUCCAGCAAAUUGAAUUAAAUGUGAACACGUGUUUCCCUGUUGUGCAUCUAUUAAUCUUAAAAGAUGCCUAAAUUAUUCGAAAUAAAAUACCCAGAAGGAUGUAAAACCAUCCCCGAAGGCUUCUGGUCGGCUGUGGACGUGUGGAUUAAAAAGCCUCAUGUAGUCAACAAGCGGCUAUGCGGGGUAAAAGAGACGGAAAGUCGACAUUUGGCAGGUGAAGCAUUGAGUUUGGUGCUAGGCGAUAAUGAGGAGCUCCCCGAUGAUGUGUUGAACUUCAUCAUCACCAGCUCGGCAAUCACACGUAAACACACACUUUCCUACCAUAUAAGGACUUUUAUUCCAAAAGUUAAUAUCUAUGGGACACACCUACGCAAGGAGGUUGUUGUUAAAGAUUUUGACCGCCAGCAAGUGACAUUUCUUCCAUUUGAGGAGGACGAAAAAGGGAAAGUGACUUUGAAAAAGUGCAACAUUUACCAGAUUCAGCUACACCUUACGAACUUCAUGCAAUGGCUGUUGGAGCUGCACGUGUUUACGGCGGACACUGAGUGGCACUGUGACGGCGUGGCCUACCCGAGGCUGUCGUGGCUGUCCACCGAGCUGCUGCCCAAGCUGCUGCGCUGGUCCACGGAGUGCAGGAGCGGCGACUUCACCAGCACAUUGUCUCUGCUGCCUGUGGAAAAAUACAGCUUGACAUACCAGCAACUCAAGGACAAGUACAAGGCCAUGGUCAAGGUUUGGCCUGAGGUGACGGAUCCAGAGAAGUUUGUUUACGAAGACGUGGCCAUCGCCACGUAUCUCCUGGUACUUUGGUCUGAGGAGCAAACAGAACGCGUUCUGAAGAUGAAACAAUCCUUCGUAGACCUCGGCUGUGGAAAUGGUCUACUAGUGCACAUUUUGAUAAACGAAGGGCACCCUGGCAAGGGCAUCGAUGUUCGUAAGAGGAAGAUCUGGGACAUGUAUGACUCCAACACGUUGCUGGAGGAACAAGCCAUCACUCCCAGCGAGAGCUUCUUAUUCCCAGAUACUGAUUGGCUAAUUGGGAACCACUCUGACGAGCUGACACCGUGGAUCCCCGUCAUUGCGGCCAGGUCGUCUUAUUCCUGUCGCUACUUUGUUCUCCCGUGUUGCUUCUUUGACUUCUUUGGCAAAUACCAGCGGCGUCACAGUCAAAAGUCGCAGUACAAGGAAUACAUCGACUUCAUUGCAGACGUUAGCCGAGUCAGCGGCUUUGACACGCAGGUGGACUGCCUCAGGAUACCCUCCACCAAACGGGUGUGUCUGGUAGGCAGGUUGCGUAACUACCAAACGUCCGACGAGGCUCAGGCGGAAGACCGGCGAGCUCGUUACAUCCAGAGCCGAGUGUCAGAGGUCGAGACCGAUGCCGUGAGCAGCAGCUGGGGAGCCGGGUUCCAGCCUCGAGAAAAGGUGGAAGUCGUGCGAAACUGCGGCGCUCUUUCUCGGGACUUUGUGGACGGUGUGGUCCUCCGGGUUGCCAAUGCUCUGCUGGGGAUGACUGUGGAUGAUGGGCAGAGUUCUUCUAGCAACUGGAACACAGGAGGCAGCUUGUCGCUGGGUGACGUGGCAUCGUUGUUGCGUCAGGAUACGCUCCAGCAGCUCAAGAAGGAAUGUGGCGGCCUUCAGACCCUCCUGAAAAACAACCAUCAGGUUUUUCAAGUGGAAGGCGGAAGGGUCCACAUACGAGAUUGGCGGGACAGGAGGCCCCCCAGGUCGGGUGCCAAGAAGAGACCUGUGGCCCCUGGUGCCCUCAAAACGCGGCCCUGCUGGUUUCACAGCCAUCACCCUCAAGGCUGCCCCCUACUGGCACAAGACUGCACCUUCGCUCACGGCGGCGACGACCUGCGACCUUCUACCAGACCUCAGAAGAAAAGCAAACGUGACGUUUGAGUAUUGCUUAUUUAUUAAUCAUCCACAAUUUUUCUUCUAACAAUACAACUUUUUUUUUAUUAACAAAAUAUAUUUUUUAAAGUCUGAUUCCAACUUUUCUCAUAAUGUUAUAAAUCUAGUUCUUUAUCAUUUUUUACUUUAUUGUUAAAUUUCAGCUGCUCAUAGUAGUCAUAAAGUGCACCACCUUUCACGUGAAGGACAACACAGUUCAAAUUUCCAACUUUUUUCAUAAUGCUACAUAUCUAAUUCUUAACGGGAUAGUUGGGAUUUUUUGGCUAGUAAAAAUGUACGCGAUGCACAUAAGCAUGUGCAGAUGCGCCACAGACGCAUACGUCAUAUCCGGUUAGGUAUGCUAAACAUGAAUAAAGACAAUAUAAACACAUAAAAUGCAGUGAUAUUUGAAUAGAAACAAUCACCAACAAUGCAAUGUAAUGGAUUCAAGUAGAGGAUUCAGCUAGUAUCCAAACAUAGCUUGCUGGCAAAUGCUUUUGUCUGUAUUUUGUCAGUGGCAAAAAAAAAACCCCUUCAAAUCUUGGUGCCUGACGUUUAUGCUCUGUAACUGCCGUAAAACAGAUCUGCAGAUGACAUAGUUUUCACGUGUGUAGGUACAAGUCGGCUUGCCCAACACGUGAUUGCUGAAAAAUAGCCCGACCGGAUGUAGACGUGUUCUGCACAUACGUAGAACCGAUGCCGUUUCCGGUACGGAUUGCGUAAUGACACACACUGCACUGCUGAUGGGGAUGUCAAACAGCCUCAUGCGUUACGAAGCGACUUACUUCUUGUAAAUUACAACUUUAUUCUUGUUAAAUCGCAGCUUUAUUUUUGCAAAAUGGUUUACUGUUUACAUGGACGCACGGCAACUGAGUGGUUAGCAUGGCGGCCUCGCGGUCAGGAGGUUGAGUGUUUGAAUCUCCCGUUUGGGCGUCUUUGUAUGGAGUUUGCAUGUUCUCCCCCGUGCAUGCGUGCGUCUAUUGUACUGCGUGUACUCCGUCCUCCUCCCAAAUAUUCCUCCAAAAAUGUUCAUAUUAGAUGUACUGGAUGUCUGUGGUUGUCUAUAUGUGCUCUGUGAUUGGAUGGCAUCCAGUCCAGAGUGUACCACACCUGGAGGGAUGUUUGGUUUUUUUUUCUUGUAAAAAUGUGUAAUUCUUUUGAAUAAAAGCAACGUGGUAAAAAUUCUGACUUUUCUCCAAUCUAGCGCUGUAAAAAAUUGGGAUUUCUGUCUUUAAAUUUCAGCUGUAUUUAAGAUGUUUUGCAUAAAACAACAUAGUUAAAAUUUCAACAUUAAUUAACAUUACAAAUCAAUUCCUUUCAAAAUUGAACUGAAUUCCUGUAACAUUGCAAUUUCAAAAAAUACAGUGGAACCUUGG